Messenger RNA from Scleropages formosus (Asian bonytongue), 712 nucleotides. It is a transcript of the gene rpl18, whose product is annotated as ribosomal protein L18. The record is from RefSeq and is a predicted model, not a curated record. Lineage: Eukaryota; Metazoa; Chordata; Actinopteri; Osteoglossiformes; Osteoglossidae. Gene Ontology annotation, biological process: translation. The coding region runs from base 64 to 630 and encodes 188 amino acids. Gene Ontology annotation, molecular function: structural constituent of ribosome; RNA binding. The transcript is spliced from 7 exons. Gene Ontology annotation, cellular component: cytosolic large ribosomal subunit; ribosome.
AUCACUUUUUUGGUUAUCGCGAGAACGUGCUACUUCCUUUUCCCUUUUCGCUUCGAAUCCAAGAUGGGAGUGGAUAUUAGACACAACAAGGACCGCAAGGUUCACAGGAAGGAGCCCAAGAGUGAGGAUAUAUACCUGAGACUCUUGGUCAAGCUUUACAGGUUUCUGGCUCGUCGCUCCAAUGCUCCCUUCAACAGGGUUGUCCUCAAGAGGCUCUUCAUGAGCAGGACAAAUCGGGCCCCUCUCUCCAUUGCCCGCCUGAUUCGCAAGAUGAAGCUUGGUGGUCGUGAGAAUAAGACUGCUGUUGUUGUGGGGACGAUAACUGAUGAUGUCAGGAUUCAGGACAUCCCCAAACUCAAGGUGUGUGCCUUGAGGGUAACAGAGGGGGCUCGACGCAGGAUCCUGAAUGCUGGUGGACAGAUCAUGACCUUUGACCAGUUGGCUUUGGCUGCACCUAAGGGUCAAGGCACUGUGCUACUCUCAGGACCUCGCAAGGCUAGAGAGGUAUAUAGGCAUUUUGGAAAAGCCCCUGGAACUCCCCACAGCCACACCAAGCCUUACGUCCGCUCCAAGGGCAGGAAGUUCGAGCGAGCUCGUGGUCGCAGGGCCAGCCGAGGCUACAAGAACUAGUUAACAACCAUGGCUACAAGAACGGUGGCUCUUGUCUGUGUCAUCAUCUGGCAGUGUGUUGCAAUAAAGAUGUGGAACAGUC